AUGCACAGUGGAAAGAAGCCCCAUCAAUACCCGGAAUGUGGAAAGAACUUCCUUUGUAGAGCAGAGCAAAUUAGACAUCUAAGAACACAUUCAAGAGAGAAGCCAUAUAGCAGUUCACUCUGUGGCAAGAGGAUCUCAGAGAAUUCAGACUUUGAUCAUUCAGGAGAGAAAUUACUUAUCUCUUCAGAGUGCGGAAUGCUGCUUCCCGAUGGGAAAAAGGAGUGCGGGAAGAGAUUUAGUCGGAGUUGCCAUCUUAAACGACAUCAAAGGUAUCAUACAGGGGAGAAACCUUUUGAGUGCUCAGAGUGUGGAAAGAAAUUCAGUCAAAACAUCGGUCUCCAACAGCAUCUAAGAACCCACACAGGGGAGAAACCUUUUGAAUGUUCAGAGUGUGGAAAGAGAUUCCGUCAGGGUGGCGGUCUUCGUGAGCACCAAAAAGCCCACACAGGGGAGAAACCUUUUGAAUGUAUCGUAUGUGGAAAGAAAUUCUGCCGGAGUGGAGAGCUUCGGCGGCACCGGAGAAUCCACACCGGGGAGAAACCUUUUGAAUGCUUUGAGUGUGGAAAGAGCUUCAAGUUGAGUGACCAACUUCAACAGCAUGUAAGAAUCCACACAGGAGAAAGACCUUUUGAAUGCUUAGAGUGCGGAAAGAGAUUCAAUCAGAAUGGCCAUCUUCAGCUGCAUCUAAGAACCCACACAGGGGAGAAACCUUUUGUAUGCUCAGAGUGUGGAAAGAGAUUCAGUAUGAGUGGCAGUCUUCGAUCACAUCAAAGAAUCCACACAGGAGAAAAACCUUUUGAAUGCUCAGAGUGUGGAAAGAGAUACCGUACAAGCAGCAGUCUUCAAUCACACCAAAGAACCCACACAGGAGAAAAACCUUUUGAAUGCUCAGAGUGUGGAAAGAGAUUCACUACAAGUAGCAAUCUUCAAUCACACCGAAAAACCCACACAGGAGAGAAAACUUUUGAAUGUUCAGAGUGUGGAAAGAGAUUCAUUUGGAGUAGGAGUUUUCACAGACAUCUACGAAUCCAUGUAACGGUGUAG
Molecule: messenger RNA, 1044 nt
Organism: Heteronotia binoei (common prickly gecko)
Lineage: Eukaryota; Metazoa; Chordata; Lepidosauria; Squamata; Gekkonidae
Product: gastrula zinc finger protein XlCGF17.1-like
Exons: 2
Coding region: 1-1044 (347 amino acids)
Biological process (GO): regulation of transcription by RNA polymerase II
Cellular component (GO): nucleus
Molecular function (GO): DNA-binding transcription factor activity, RNA polymerase II-specific; RNA polymerase II cis-regulatory region sequence-specific DNA binding
Source: RefSeq, a predicted model, not a curated record